AAGCUAGACGGUCACGUUCGAGCCUGCUCUCUACAACAAUCCUGUUUAAUCCUUAUACUUGAACCAAAAAAAAAAAAAAAAAAAAAAAAACUCUUCGAAACUGUGGAAUUGAGGCAAAAAUGUCUGGUAUUGGAAGAGGCAGUAGAGGAAAGCCUAAAUCAACAACACAAUCCAAAUUAACAAACUUUGGAGCGCAUGGCACAGAGCAACCAACUAGCAGGGAUGCUAACGCUACGAAGGACGCUGAUGCCGCUAUCACAGAAGCUAACGAGGGUGAAGUGAAUAAUGAGGCGCCGAUUUUACCCAGCAAAGACCAACAGCUCCUAAAUAUGGCUAAAGAUGAAAUAUUGGGAGAAAUACGCAAUUUGAAAAGUGAGUUCACCGGAAGAUUUGACGGGGUACUUAAAGCUAUAGAAGAAACAAGAAAGGAGGUGACUGAAUGUACAGAGCGGAUGGCUGGGGUAGAGGUGCGUCUGUCUAACGUUGAAGACGAGCAGGUUGACUUGAAAGCGGUGGUCGAGAGCUUACAGACAAGAAACAAACACCUUGAGAACAAAGUGGUCGAUAUGGAAAAUAGAUCGCGUUUGAAUAAUCUGAGGCUGGUGGGUCUCCCUGAAAAUUCUGAGGGAUUUGACGUGUGCGGUUUUUUGGAGAGUUGGUUGCCAGACGCGCUGGAGCUAAACCCAAUGCGUCACCCUUUAGUCCUGGAAAGGGCCCACCGCAUCGGACCAAAGAGAGACACCAAUACCUCACCGAGAACGGUAAAACUAUUAUUGGUGGAGAUUGGAACUGUGUUUUGAAUCCAAUCCUAGACCGAUCUACUGGAACUGACCAGACUCAUCAUAAAAGCAGAGAAAUCAUCCAGAAUUUUAUGAAGGAAUUACGGAUGGUAGAUAUUUGGCGA
Molecule: messenger RNA, 904 nt
Organism: Brienomyrus brachyistius
Lineage: Eukaryota; Metazoa; Chordata; Actinopteri; Osteoglossiformes; Mormyridae
Exons: 2
Coding region: 120-800 (226 amino acids)
Biological process (GO): retrotransposition
Cellular component (GO): ribonucleoprotein complex
Molecular function (GO): single-stranded RNA binding
Source: RefSeq, a predicted model, not a curated record